GUCAGGCUACAAUGCAUGUACAACAUAAUAUUAUACGACAAGUCGAUAACAUGUAUGGAGUUGUUAUACGGUUCGUAUUUUGUCCGGUAGUUUUUUGAAUGUGCACAACACACCGUUGCUGCGCCGACCCCUGCUACUACAUAUUUUGCUACAGGACGUCUUGCUUAAAAGCUAAGAAAAAUAUCAGACUUAAAAGGAAGAAAAAGGUUGCAAUGCUGGCUUUUUGUAUAAUAAUAUUGCUGUCAUCUGGCAUUCUGGGUUGUGUUUGUGCGGAACAGGACACUGAUAAUGAGAGUAACCCUAAAUCAUCCUACCAGACAUGCGCGCGUUACCAUGUGGUAACCGACCCGGUCAACGAAACCAUGUGGACCUUGCAACCGUACGGUCUACGCAAACAUCAACUCCAGCUGCUCAAUCCUCAGGACAACCUAGACCUUCUCAUUCCUGGUCAAAUGUUAUGCGUUCAAGCUGUAGAAACAACGUCAAAAGCAGCCAACCGAGAAAAACCACCGGUACGUAGUCCCGAAGGUGCGGAUGAUCUCAUUUUAAAUUCUGACGAAUAUGGUGCUGACCUCUACCACUGGUCUCGCGUUGCAUCCAUCGAGACAACGGCUCGCAUGUCCACUCAGAGCCAGCAGUGUACCGGAACAUUCAUCACCGCAGACACCGUCAUCACCAGCGCAAACUGUGUAGCCGGAUUGCAACCUAAUAGUACCACAGUCAUCCAGCGGAAGUCUAAGCGACUGGGGCAGAUGGUGGACAAAAGGAACAUCGUCAGCAAAAUCGCUGUUCACCCGCUGUAUAAACCACAGGCGACCGGGAAUUCCCACAACGUUGCCAUAUUGACAUUAGAACAAAAGGCGCAAUUUAACCGCACUGGAAAGGAAAUCAGGUUGCCGACUGAUCCAGCCGCCGUACAGGCCGGUGCAGAAGAUUUAGUCGAUAGCUUUUAUGUCGUUAUGAUGAACCCAUGGUCUCAAAAAUACAUUAUGGAGAACGGAACCGAAGCAGAAAACAAAACGGAUACUGUGGUUCAAAAACACAAUAAAGUCAAUCCGGUGCAAGGACAUAAAUGUCGGGAAUUAUUUUGGGCAAAAGGAUUUGCAGACUUUUACCUGGCUGACGACAUGAUCUGCACCGUGAUGGAUCCGGACGAAUGGUACUACGAUGUAUGCCGCACCGGUAACGGCGCACCGCUUAUUCAGUUCGACCGGCAGCUAAACCAUUAUUACGUAAUCGGUAUCGGGGUGGCUACUGCAGGAGGAUGUGCAAUGGAAAAGUUUGGACAUGAUUACAUUUUCGUCGACCUCCGUCACAAAUCAAACUGGGACUGGCUCCAGAAAGCCAUGUCAAGUAGCUAAUUCCGUUAAUAUUGGUUACUAAAGUUUGCCAUUAUUUACGCUUGACAGUUAAAAAAGCCGUGUGCUUAUUUGUGCUGGUAAUGAAUCGACGAAUAUUAUCAGAGUGUACUCUAAAAAAAGCCUAAAGAUUUACUCAGUAAAUUAUAUGCAAGGAAAUCGCUCGCUCAAGGUACUUUGGCGUUCGAUUUCGCAGAAAGUAUUUUAAUGGUAACAGAAAAGUCUUCCAGAAAACUAAGCUCACAAUAAUCUUGUUUU
Molecule: messenger RNA, 1616 nt
Organism: Paramacrobiotus metropolitanus
Lineage: Eukaryota; Metazoa; Tardigrada; Eutardigrada; Parachela; Macrobiotidae
Exons: 4
Coding region: 99-1361 (420 amino acids)
Biological process (GO): proteolysis
Molecular function (GO): serine-type endopeptidase activity
Source: RefSeq, a predicted model, not a curated record